This is a messenger RNA of Trichomycterus rosablanca, 637 nucleotides long. It is a transcript of the gene mrpl32, whose product is annotated as mitochondrial ribosomal protein L32. The record is from RefSeq and is a predicted model, not a curated record. Bases 57 to 584 code for a protein of 175 amino acids. Gene Ontology annotation, cellular component: mitochondrial large ribosomal subunit. Lineage: Eukaryota; Metazoa; Chordata; Actinopteri; Siluriformes; Trichomycteridae. Gene Ontology annotation, molecular function: structural constituent of ribosome. Gene Ontology annotation, biological process: translation. The transcript is spliced from 3 exons.
AAUGACCGUGAGGAUGUUGUAGUUGGUACACGAGUGAAGACUGUAUUGAUUGUAUUAUGGCGUUAACACGUUUUACGCGAUUUCUCACAAAAUCCUUGCAACAGCUGGAGUCCAGUUUAAUACAAGCUGCAGGAUUUGACAGGAGUUUAGGUCCGGCUCUGGCAGUUCAGGGUGCCAGUCUUCUACCACAACCUCAGUCCAUCAGCGAUGACAGCAGCACUGAGCCCAGUUUUCUGGACAGCAUUUUCUGGAUGGCAGCACCCAAAAAGAGACGCACCAUAGAAGUGAAUCGCUGCAGAAGACGGAACCCAAAUAAACUGAUUGAAGUCAAGACGAAUAUUGAGCCCUGUCCAGAGUGUGGGAACCUAAAACAGAAGCAUAUUCUUUGUGGGUUCUGCUAUGAGAAGGUUCGAAAGGAGACGGCCAUGAUAAGAAAGCAGAUUGAAAUUAAGGAAGGACGUCCUCACAAUGCGCCGGUGGUGGAGACCAUAGUUUUGUACGAGAAUGAAAGUCCUAGUGAUGCAGACAAGGGAAAGAGAAUAAUAGAGCGUAGCAGAAAACGUCCCUCCUGGUUUAAUCUGUGACUUACUGUAAGCUUUUUUGUAUAAUAUAAAAUUAUUAAACUUGUCUGACAGCC